Messenger RNA from Galdieria sulphuraria, 1508 nucleotides. RefSeq names its product myo-inositol 2-dehydrogenase. Lineage: Eukaryota; Rhodophyta; Bangiophyceae; Galdieriales; Galdieriaceae. Gene Ontology annotation, molecular function: nucleotide binding. Bases 34 to 1146 code for a protein of 370 amino acids. The record is from RefSeq and is a predicted model, not a curated record. The transcript is spliced from 3 exons.
UCUUUGGUUUUUGUGGUGGGAAUAUCGAUUCACAUGUGGCAAUUGUUAUCUCGUCUAGUCAACAACAAGUUACUGUUGACACAGUUAGGAAAGCAAUGUAAAAGAGGAUUGAGUUCUUCUACCGAAAAGAAACUGAAUGUUGCGGUGAUCGGUGGUGGUCGUAUUGGCCAAGUACAUAUGGAAACCUUGUCUUUUCAUACUCCCUUAGCUAAGCCCGUCAUGAUAGUAGAUUUUAUAGAAAAGGUUGCCAAAUCAACAGCUGAAAAGUUUGGAGUUGCAAAAUAUUCCACUGAUUUCAAAGAUGUAUUAAAGGAUCCUAACAUUGAGGCUGUUUGGAUAUGUUCUCCCUCUUCCCAACACUCAGAGCAAAUCAAGGCACUUGCUGCAGCUGGAAAACAUAUUUUCUGUGAAAAGCCGUUGGCGAUAACUUUAAAAGAAGCUGAAGAGGUUAUUGCAGCUGUCGAGAAAGCAAAAGUGAAGAUGAUGUUGGCCUUCCAACGUCGCUUUGAUCCUAACUUUGCUAGAGCAAAGCAGUGCGUCCAAUCAGGAGCAGUGGGAGAUGUCUAUGCAGUUCAUCUUAUCAGUCGAGAUCCUGCUCCACCACCGAUAGAAUAUAUCCAAAGUUCUGGAGGUAUUCAUAAUGAUAUGGCUAUUCAUGACUUUGAUAUAGCUCGUUUUAUGACUGGAAGUGAAUGUGAAGAGAUAAUUGCUUAUGGAGCUUGUCGUGUAGAUCCAAAAAUCGCUUCAGAGGGAAAAGACAUUGAUACUGCAAUAACUUUGCUCAAGUUCAAAAAUGGUGCUUUUUGUACGAUCGACAACUGUCGUCAAUCUCCUUCAGGAUAUGAUCAGCGAGUGGAAGUUUUUGGCUCCAAAGGACUUGUGCGUUUUGGUAAUAAUUUUCCUAAUAAUGUUUUUAUCGAAGAUGGCCAGUCCAUUCGAAGAAGUGAUCUUCCCUUUAACUUCUUUAUGGAUCGUUAUACGGAUGCCUAUCGUAAUGAAACGAAAGAGUUUGUAAAAUGCAUAUUGGAAAACAAAGAACCUCCUACAAGUGGUCGAGAUGGAACUGCUGCAAUGGCAAUGGCUAUCGCAGCUAAGAAAAGUCUUUUGGAGAAAAGGCCCGUAAAACUCUCCGAAAUAACUGCUUAAGUUUCGUUUCAUAAACUUUCUCUAUUCUGUUUUGUCCAAUAUGUCUACUUCUUUUUCAUUUCGAAACUCCAUCAAUAAGAAAUCAAUAUCUUCAAUCACUUGAGAAAGAGUAAGAUAUUGUCUACUUAAUAUGGCUUGCUGUUCUGCAAGUUCCAAACCGUCUAACCUAUCCUUGAAAAGUUUCAUAUCUUUGCGAAUCUUUUGGACGGAAACUGUAGUCUCCAAUUUAUACUUUUCUAAUUGCUCCAACUGUUCUAUCCACUCAUAAAUAGAGUGCUCAUAAGAAACACUCGACUUUAGGUUGGCAAGUCUCUCAUCCAAGGAUUCUAGAUGAUUCUACCCAUAAAAAGAAUAACAACUAA